Messenger RNA from Gopherus evgoodei (Goodes thornscrub tortoise), 1033 nucleotides. RefSeq names its product UAP56-interacting factor-like. Bases 39 to 944 code for a protein of 301 amino acids. The record is from RefSeq and is a predicted model, not a curated record. NCBI's taxonomy places the organism in Eukaryota, Metazoa, Chordata, Testudines, Testudinidae. Gene Ontology annotation, molecular function: mRNA binding. The transcript is spliced from 9 exons. Gene Ontology annotation, biological process: mRNA export from nucleus.
CCUCUCCGCUCCCGGCGCUGGAUCCGCAGCAGGAGCCCAUGGAGCCGGCGGGGCCGGAGCCGGGAGCCGGCGCGGGGCCGGAGCGGGGCGCGGAGGAGAUUGACAUGUCCCUGGAUGACAUCAUAAAGCGCCACAGGAAAGGACAAACAGGCGCAAAGUUAGUAGGGGACAAACGAAGGCAGCAAGUCAAGAACAGGAAUUCAGCAUAUGGAAAUGGGAGACCCAGGUUCCGUAUCUGGAUGCAACGCAACCUGCAAGGACCCAAUCGGUUUAGAAGAGGGUUUGGACAGCAGCCGUAUAACAGAAGACCAUUUCCAAGUGCCAUGGCUGGUCCAAGAGGAAGAGUAGCUGCCACAUUAAAUGGAGCAAGCCCUUUAAACCGGCAGGCGUUAGCUCAAGAGGGCAACCAGCAUGAUGAAGUGCUUACAAAAAGCAGUGACAGCGGACAGCCUGAAGCACAGAGACAGCUACCCCAGCGCCCCAAGAGAUUCAGGACAGCGGGAGUCCCUGGCCAAGCCCCAGCUAGAAGGCCUUUCACGCUAAACAAGAGACCAGCCUUCCAGCAGAGGCAAUCCAAAGUCAGCUUUACCAGAGGGGUCAGUGUGCGACAAGCUCUUAAAACAGAACCACACACAGAAGGGAAACGACCAUGGAUGAGAAGGUGGCAGCUGCAGCCCAGUUCUGGAGCAGUUCUAACCAUUUCUGUCUGUAAUCCUCAGGCAAGCCACACCAAUAUGCCGAGAGGCAAGCGGCCGUUCCUCAGAGGCAGAAGACCCCCGCCAAGGACAGCCAAGCCCCAGCCCCGAGGAGUGCCGCUAAGAUUCAACUUCCGUGCAAUGGCGAAUCAGACCAACCUGACCUUGGAUGAGAGAUUCUCCGGCCUGAGGAACAAGAGGCGUUUUACGGCAGCGAGGAACAGCAGCCGGACAGUCAUGCUGCCCUAGUGCCACAUGCAUGGCCCAGGGAUGGCGGAUCCAGCCCAACCUGAAUAACGGGCCACCAAUAAAAGGCAAUUGAUUCCCUUUCUGCCGGC